AUGGCCACGGCUACCGGGCAUCGGAUGGAGUCGAACAGCGGGAUGGGACCGCGCAAGACCAUGAUCAUCAUGGUGACGGUCGUCGGGUGCGUCGCCAUACUGUGGCCCAAGGUUUUCUAUCCCAUGAUGGUUGGCAAUGGCCAGAACAAGAAUGUCAUCAAGGACCAUCGAGGUGCCGGGUGUUGCGGUGUGGUCUUGGACCAGGAAACGUUCGCCAACGCAUCGAUCAGCUAUGCCACCAGCCAGCAGCAGCAACAGCAGCAGGAGCAGAACCUAUUCCGCAAGCGAAACUUUGCACCUUACGUCGACAUUGAUAGUAUACGACAGGAACGACCACCUCAUUUGCGGCCAGAAGCGAUGCAUCCUGCUAUGCGCGAACGUGGUCGAGCAAUUCCCCAGUCCGGCUCCAUACACGGCGGCGAACGUCCCCAGUCCGCACCCAGAAUAGUGGAAGGCAGGCCCGGUCCCAUACCUGGUAUGCGCCCACCUAUGGGAGCUGGAUCACAUCAAGCAACAAAAUCAGCCAACUCAAUGGGUUUCAUAAUGCCACUCUAUACCAUCGGUAUAGUUUCAUUCUUCAUCUACACCAUCAUGAAACUAAUCUUCAAGAAGUCACCGGCUACACCGUACGCGGAGGUUAAGCCGGAUCCGGCGUUCCGCAACGAGGUGUUCACCACGGAGCAGUACAUUAAGCGACCGGACGACGGUACGACGAAACUAGACCAAUCACAUGUAACGGCAGCCACGAACGGUGAGCUCAUUGUUCCGGUUGCCGUUUCGUCGGUCGGUAGCGCAGUUAUCUCGGCCGAACCUUCUUCAGUGCAGUCAGAACUGUCGAUUGACUACGAGCAGCUGUCAAAGCAGAAGGAAAUUACUAAGCCCGACGAAAGCGUUGCUGCCGAGCAAGUCCUACCAGACCACGAACCCGCGGUGCCGGACGAUAGCGUUGCAUCGACUGAAACCGUGCCUGAGGGACGGGCAGAGGAAUUCUUUAGCGAACAGCAACCGGUACACGAUCCCACUAUCGAAAAGGUAGUCGAUGGAAUCGUUGUGCAAAGGGUUGUUGCAGUCGAAGAGUCUGCCGUGCUGCCGUCUCAGUCCACUUUGGAAGAUGUUGUGGAAUCGAAGAUCCAGGAAGAAAGUGAGCAUAAAGUCGUUAAUGGAGCGUCCAGUUCUGCAAGUGAUGACACUGUUGACUUGUCAGAACAUCUUGAAAAUGGGCAGGUCCAUGAUGAAAUUGACGUUAAUGAGCCUGUAAUCGAACAAGUAAUGCUAGUCCAACAAACGUCAAUGCAAACUGCAGCUAUUGCACCCAGUAAGGAAGACCCAACGAUCACGCCAGAACCAAUUGAUGAACCGGACGUAGCUCAGCAGAUUGAACGUGUUGCAGAACCAACACCAGACGAUGAAAUGACAAAUCACGCAACAAAGGAAAAUGGCCAAAACGAAACUGUAACAGAAUUGAAGGAUGAGUUACAGGAGCGUCCACCAAUGGUCGAGGAGUCAAGUGAGAAGAAUGUGGUGUCAGAUGUACAAUCGUCUAAUGAAACCGAAAACGAACCCCAGAUUGUUCAAGAAUGCGCUGUUAUUAUAGCUGCCGAAACUCUGUCAGGUCAAGCGGAAUCAGUUAUGAAGGAAGAAUCGUUUGAUGUCACUUAUACGAAACCAGAAAACGAACCCAUUCAAAAUUCAGUGGUUCAGGACGUUAAAACUGAACCUGUAAGCACUAUUGCCGAAAUCAGUAAGGAAACCCAAGAAAUUAUAUCCGAGGAUGUUCCUCGAAACGACGCAGUCCCUGCAGAAAGCGAACUGAAACAAACUUCUGACGAUACUAUGCCAGAGCAGCAAAACGUACCGCAAUUUGAGAUAGAACAAACCGCUAGUGUGAUGGAUCUGGCUGCCUCAGAUACCUCGGAUUUGGUUCAUAAAACGGUGGAAGAUAUUACCCUUACUGCGGAACAAUUGGUGCAGGAAGUGCUGGAACACGCAGAGGAACUUGCGAAACAGCAAGACCAGCACCCCGAGUUACCAGAAUACGAUCCCGCAACUCAGAAGCUUGUCGAUGGGAUGGUUGUGGAGCGAUUCGAUCAUCCAGAAGUGAAGCAAAUGGAAACUACUGACGCAACUGUGUCACACGAACGGUCCGAUGAGCAAGAUGCUGUCACCGAAGAAUCGACAGUAGAUGAAAUGGAGCUUGCUGCCCCUGUUGAGCAAACAUUGAUUGAAGAAGAUGCUGGAGAAAAUGAUUCAAUCAGUGAAGACACAUCACUGAGUGUAGCAUCGGUAAUUGAGCAGCAACCUGCAGCAAAAGAAUCGGAAGAAUCUAAUACCGUCCCGAAUGUGGUACAUGCGACGGAUGAGACGUCCGAUAGUAUUGCUGAUCUGGUGACGUCGGUUGAAACUAAGAACCUAUCAGUCAAUGAAACGGUGCUGGCAACGGAAGCCACUCAAGAUCCAGUUGAUGUUACCGAGAUAGGAAACAAUGGUGGUGUAGCUCCAGUUGACAGUAACGAGAAUGGUGCGGUGAUCGAGCAACAACCUGUACCAAAGCUAUCGGAAGAGCAGGGUACACUUUCGGAAGCCCUCAUUACGACAGAUCUCAUGACCAGUUGUACUUCAAGCGAACCCGUGUUUGUCGAACUCAAUGAUCAGCCGACGGUGGAAGCCGAAACCGUGCUAGAAGAAACAAACAAGAUUGACAGGGCGGGAAACCGAUCUGGUGCAGCUGCAGCUGAUAGCAGCGAUAACAAGAGCGUUUCCAUCGUGGAAGUACAUGACGAGGCGGCCAUAGUCGAUGAUGUAGAAGGAAAGGUAAUUGAGGAGCAUAUCAUACCCAUAAGCAUCGAAAAAGCUAGCACGUCUGAUACGAUGACCAUCACAGAGGUGAUCGGUGACGAGGCGAUCGUUGAAUCGCCGAACAUUUCAAAGACGGCCAGUAAUAUGCCUAGUCCCUUGAUCACGGCCGUCCCUGUGAUGGAUACAAUCGAUGAAAAGCAGGAAUCUGUUGAGCUAAGCCAUGAGAAGCUGCGCGAUCAACCAAAGCAGCCUGAAAUUUCGCUCGCAACGCUGGAGCACGUUACUAAGGAAGCUUUGGUCGAACGCACGCUGAACGAAGCUGCUGCUGUUGUGAAUGAAAUCGAAUCCAUCGUUGAUCAUAUCAUUACCGAAAAGCUUAUUCACAGUGGAGCAUCCGAUGGGGUGGCAGCAACGAAUGGUUUGCAAGAACCAUCUCCUCAAGAACCCCCACGAUUGGCCGCUUCCGCUGCACUGAUCGUAGAAGCGAUCGAGUCCAAGUCAUCCGGUGUGCACGGCAUGGUUUCUAGUAGAGAUAGCACUCAGAACAUGCAGACCAUUACCGUCACUAAUGGGCUUACUACUAACCUGGACGAAACGAUUGGCGAUACUAAUACACCCGCUUCCGGCGAUCCCCUGCCGACUGUUUCACCAUCAUUCGCAUCCGCACCGACACCACCAUCUGAAGCAUUUCCCGUUCCCGAACCAUCGGUGCUGGACCCUCCCGAAGUCGUUCCAAACGCAUCCACAAUUGCCAGUGUCAGUGAGACACAUAGUAUCAAUUUUGUCGCAGAUGAGCAGCGGUCCAACGUAACGGCUGGACAGGAUGUCGUUGACAACGGUAUGCAAGGCAUCGCUAGUACCGUUGAGCAGCGCGUCGCAGCCACCGAACAGCCGAGUGCAGCUACUACAACAAUUGGCCAAGUACCGACCAGUGUCAGCAACGUUACUAAUCCCAAAUUUCUCACCUUGAAUCUAGCUAACUAUAGCACUAGCGACAGUAGUGGUAACAAUAGCAAAAGCUCGUCCUUGUCGAUAGCUAAUCUCUCACAGUCGGGCGCGUCGUCGGCUGGCGGUGACAGUGCCGACCAGCUGAUGGAACUCGAACUGUUGCGUAAGAAAUUGGACGAAACGGAACGCGCUAUGACUAAAAUAAUCGCCAAUAUGGGCAACAUACCGAAGGGCCAGGAAACAAACGUGAACGCGGAUGAACCCGUAACGGAGGAAAAAGAAACAGCAGCAGAAGUGAGCGCUACGGUGGAAGAUCGUGCAAAGGUAUCGAAUGGACAUGCGAUCAAACCAGCGGAAAGCGCUACCGAUAAUGAAUCAUCCGAAAAGGAAACGUCUGGUGGCGAAUCUUCCAGCGCGAAUAGCACACCGGAGAAGAAACCGAAAAAACGAGACACCAGCACGGAGCGUGGUACGGUGAAGGUGAUGGCAAUGGAGGUGACGGCACAGCGCGAAAAUGGCAAGCGUCUCAGCCGGCCCUCGACACCACUGCUGCCGAUGGGUGGCCAUGCAGAUGCGGCAAACGCACCGACCGAAGAGCAAGAGACACGGUCGAUUGUUCUUGAUGGUCGGUUACCGCACGAUUCGAAGAUUCUGGUGGCCGAUGCCGAAACGGCGGUGGAAAAACUCGAACCGGACAACUCCGAGGAAGAGGAUGACGCACCCGUGAUAUUGAGUGGCAAGAUGACAUUGUCCUUGAUCAAUAUGGAUUUCAUCGAGAAGGAUGCAACCGGCACUGUUGCAGUUGGUGAAAUUGUUACGGAACUACACAAGCCGCAAGAAGAACUUACGACAACGUCGUCAAAGGACACCGAAUAG
This is a messenger RNA of Anopheles marshallii, 4620 nucleotides long. Its product is annotated as titin-like. NCBI's taxonomy places the organism in Eukaryota, Metazoa, Arthropoda, Insecta, Diptera, Culicidae. Gene Ontology annotation, cellular component: neuron projection; intracellular membrane-bounded organelle; neuronal cell body. Gene Ontology annotation, biological process: synaptic transmission, cholinergic; protein localization to cell surface. The transcript has 10 exons. The coding region runs from base 1 to 4620 and encodes 1539 amino acids. The record is from RefSeq and is a predicted model, not a curated record.